AUGCAAGACAGUAAACACGAUAUACAUACAGGAGUAGACGAUAACGCUGUCGUUAUACAACAACGUAAAGGUUCUUCCGGUAUCAAAGGCAUCAUUGAAAAUCCCUAUGUCUUUGCAGUCGCCUUAUUUGCAUCACUUGGUGGCGUCUUGUUCGGUUACGAUCAAGGUGUCAUUUCUGGUGUACAAGAAAUGGAGACAUUUAUGGCCAGAUUUCCCAUGGAUUCGACCACAAACGGUUUGGUAGUGUCCAUUCUGGAACUUGGUGCCUGGGUUGGCGCUUGGAUUGUCGGUUACUUUGCGGACAAGAUUUCUCGAAAAUAUUCCAUCGUUUUGUUCAGCGUUGUUUUUCUUUUGGGCAGCUCUAUCCAAGGAGGUGCUCAAAACGUUGGCUAUAUGUUCGGCGGCCGGUUUGUCACUGGUAUGGCAGUCGGUGCCCUUAGUAUGCUUGUCCCACUUUACCAAUCCGAAAUCGCACCACCUGAAAUCCGUGGCUCGCUCGUAUCUUUGCAGCAACAAGCCGUGACAUUCGGUAUCCUCAUUUCUUUCUGGAUUGACUAUGGUACGCAAUUCAUUUCCAACGAAGCGCAAUGGCGCGUGCCCUUGUGCUUGCAAAUUGCUAUUGGUGUUAUCCUCGGUGUCGGCAUCCUGUUUUUCCCCUUCUCGCCUCGUUGGUUAGCCUCUGUCGGUCGCGACGAAGAGUCAUUGCGUGUGCUUGCCAAACUGCGCCGUGUUCCUGUUGACGACCCACUUGCGAUUGCCGAAUGGCGUGAAAUCAAGGCUACGGUCGAGUUUGAUCGCCGUGUGCAAGCUGAAAUGUAUCCUGAUCUUGUGCAACAAGGGACCCGUACUGCUGCUAUCAAGGUCAACUUGCUGGGCUAUGUUGAACUGUUUCGCAAGGGCAUGUUCAACCGUUUGUUCAUUGCUUGCGCCAUCAUGUUCUUCCAACAGUUCGUUGGUGUCAAUGCCUUGAUUUAUUAUGCUCCCAAAAUUUUCCAGUCCGUUGGCUUGACCGGCGAUACUGUCUCUCUUUUGGCUACUGGUGUCGUUGGUAUCAUCAACUUUGUCUUGACCGUUCCUACCGUUCUUUUCCUUGACAGCUUUGGACGUAAGCCCAUGUUGUUGGCCGCCUCGGCUUUCAUGACCUGUUGCAUGAUUAUCAUUGCUGUUAUCGUUGGCAUGUUCUCGGAUGAUUGGGAAAACCACACCAAGGAAGGCUGGGUUGCCGUCGUUUUCGUGUACAUCUUUAUCGCCAACUUUGCUUAUUCGUGGGGUCCAAUUGGCUGGGUCUAUGGAUCUGAAAUCUUUCCUCUUCGUGCUCGUGCCAAGGCCAUGUCUAUCAGUACUUCGGCAAACUGGAUGUGCAACUUCAUCAUUGGCUUGAUCACUCCACCUAUGCUUGACAGCAUUGGCUAUGGUACCUACGUGUUCUUUGGCUGCUUCUGCUUUAUCUCGUUCUUCUUUGUCUUGUUCUUGGUACCUGAAACUAAGGGCCGUACGCUUGAAGAAAUGGACGCCAUCUUUGGUGGCAAUUCCGCUGCACACGAUGCCGAACUAAUGGCUCAGGUUCAACAGGACGUUGCUGCUGAACCUAUCCCUGGUGUCAGCAAGGUUUAA
This is a messenger RNA of Zychaea mexicana, 1614 nucleotides long. RefSeq names its product general substrate transporter. Gene Ontology annotation, cellular component: membrane. Lineage: Eukaryota; Fungi; Mucoromycota; Mucoromycetes; Mucorales; Lichtheimiaceae. The transcript is spliced from 6 exons. Gene Ontology annotation, biological process: transmembrane transport; carbohydrate transport. Gene Ontology annotation, molecular function: carbohydrate:proton symporter activity. The record is from RefSeq and is a predicted model, not a curated record. The coding region runs from base 1 to 1614 and encodes 537 amino acids.